CUUUGUAUCCGUGCUGCACCCUGCACAUUUGACCUUUUAAACCAAACAACCCAUAGCCUUUACAAAGAAGCUCGCCAGCUCCGUGGGUCUUUCGAGAUUAUCGAUAAGCAGGGGGCAGUUUUGUCUGUUUGUUGCUACUUUGAUCAUCAACAUGCAUCUUCUAUGACUCGUUGGCCGCCGAUUUCCCUCUUGUGCCGUCGUUUGUCGCGACAGUCCUGGCAUUGGAGUUAACGCUGCAUAUACGGCCACCCGUAGCUUCACGAGCUCUGUCAAAGAACCAGCGGACCACUACGGCAGGUAUAUAGGCGCUUCGCGACGACCUGCAUCUGCACCUGCCGCGAGCAGAGGAUCUGUUGACCUAUCGAUUUUCAACUUUAUCCUCACUUCCCCCACGUUCAGGGCAUUCGAUCGAGACAGUUGCAGCACCGGUUACGCAGAUCCUCUAGACGAACACGACGCCGAAAUGGUUAAGAAGCGCAACGCCCCCAGUGGUGGGUUCGGGGCAGGUUCAUCGUCCAAGAUGAGGAAAGCGGCAAAAGGUACAAAGUUCUACGCUGUCAAAACGGGAAGGGAACCUGGCAUCUAUCUGAAUUAUGAAGCUUGCCAGGCACAAACGACCGGGUUCCCAGGUGCGCAAUUCAAGUCAUUCCUAACAAGAGAGGAUGCCCAGGCCUAUAUCGCGGGCAAUGAGACCCCAUCGGCGGCUGACGGCCCUCCGAGGUUCUAUGCCGUGGCCGUAGGCCAUGUUCCAGGUAUCUAUGCUACCUGGGAUGAGACCCAGCCACAAGUCACAGACGUCACUGGACCCAAGCACAAGAGGUUCAAGACGCAAGAAGAGGCGGAGAACUUCAUUAGAGAUAACGCCAGCCCCGAGACUUGCCGACGUCUGGGUAUAUCACUUGAGAAACCGCAAGAGUACACUGGGGCUGCUUUUGAACCUGUAGAAGCAUCUACCAAAAAGCUCAAGGCUGAGCCUACCCCAGCCCCAAAAGCAGCACCUCGCGCCGAGCCUAGUCGUGAAGAAAGUGGAAAUUUACUCAAGAUUUGGACCGACGGCAGCAGUCUUGCCAACGGCCAGGCUGGCUCUCGUGCUGGUCUUGGAGUUUAUUUUGGUCCCAAUGACAAGCGUAAUCUUGCGGAGCGUCUUCCUGGUGAGCCUCAGACUAACCAGCGUGCUGAACUGAUGGCGAUACUUCGGGCACUUGAGAUUGCGCCUUCAACACAGGACGUUCAGAUUGUGUCUGACAGUCAGUACUCCAUCAAGUGUGUGACACAAUGGGGCCUCGGUUGGGAGAAGAAUGGAUGGAAGAAUGCGGCAGGGGGCGAAGUCAAGAACCAGGACCUUGUACGCGGCGUGUUAGCGAGGAUAAAAGAACGGGAUGCAGCCAGGUCAAAAACCUCUUUCCAAUGGGUGAAAGGACACGCCAGUGAUUACGGCAACCACCGAGCAGAUGACCUGGCGAAUGAAGGGGCCAGAAAGUCUCCAGUUGCUUGACCGGGAUCUUCCCAAGAAAUUCAGUCUGCUACGAGAAUGUAGCUCGUCUAUCUGGGAGAGGACUUUGCUCCAAUGUUUCUGGAGCUAUUUGCCGGGUCUAUUUUGCCCGAGGUUGUCAAAACGCCUGAGCUUGAAGGCAGAGGUCUAUUAACCCUUGUGGCCUGGGGGGGACAUUUGGAGUCUGCUCGGCUCUCUUUAUUACUAUGGUGUCCUUUUGGUUUGUUUCCUUUUGUAAUGAUACCUGCCUGAUAUAGCUCAUAUCGGGCCACGAAUGAUUCAAACUUAAUCAUAUUCAUACCCCUGCUCACGAUAGAGGGUCCUUGAACUCUUGUCUUGGUGAUGAGAUUCACGAUGA
Fusarium odoratissimum NRRL 54006 is the source of this 1850-nucleotide messenger RNA. RefSeq lists its product as uncharacterized. Gene Ontology annotation, biological process: DNA replication, removal of RNA primer. NCBI's taxonomy places the organism in Eukaryota, Fungi, Ascomycota, Sordariomycetes, Hypocreales, Nectriaceae. The record is from RefSeq and is a predicted model, not a curated record. Gene Ontology annotation, molecular function: magnesium ion binding; RNA-DNA hybrid ribonuclease activity; nucleic acid binding. The transcript has 2 exons. The coding region runs from base 464 to 1495 and encodes 343 amino acids.